Messenger RNA from Pyricularia oryzae 70-15, 297 nucleotides. RefSeq lists its product as uncharacterized. The transcript has 2 exons. The record is from RefSeq and is a predicted model, not a curated record. Lineage: Eukaryota; Fungi; Ascomycota; Sordariomycetes; Magnaporthales; Pyriculariaceae. Bases 1 to 297 code for a protein of 98 amino acids.
AUGGCCGAGGAACUGGACUUUAUUCCACCCUCCUUGUCCUUGUUGUUUAUUGCGCGUUCUUCACUUGCGGAGUUCUUCGGCAGAAUCCAGAGACCCUGUCUUCAGGCCAUGGUCGGUGAGAAGCAAUACCGAGAGACAUCAUCUGCAACUCAAACAGGAGUUCACGUUACUCCGUAUGGAUCACCUGUUCACUGGGCUGGCCAAUCGCAGCGUUCUGCACCUGAAAAUAUCCUGUUCUUGCUGUGGCCCACAACGUCGGUAAGGCCGACCACAACGUAUACUCCGUACCAGCAGUAG